Molecule: messenger RNA, 4552 nt
Organism: Dryobates pubescens (Downy woodpecker)
Lineage: Eukaryota; Metazoa; Chordata; Aves; Piciformes; Picidae
Gene: TRIL
Product: TLR4 interactor with leucine rich repeats
Exons: 1
Coding region: 196-2517 (773 amino acids)
Cellular component (GO): extracellular matrix
Molecular function (GO): protein binding
Source: RefSeq, a predicted model, not a curated record
GGCAGCAGUCCGCAGCCCUCCCGGCCGCUCCGCGUCCCGGCCGUCUCGGGCGAGCCCAUGGUGCCGGGCACCGCCACCUUCAGCCGCCGCGCCUGCCUGCCCGGCGCGGAGCUCAGCCCACCGCGCAGCAGAGGAGGGGCCGAUUAGCAGUUGCGGAGAAGAGGGGAUGCCGGAAAGACAUAAAGCCAGCGGGGGAUGCAGCCCACGGCUUGUCCCAGGAUGGGGGCGCCGCGCCGGGUCCGACUGAUGGUGCUGCCGCGGGUGCUCUGGGGCUCUGUCCCCCUCUUCCUCCUGCUUCUGCCCCCGGCCGAGCCCAUCUGCCCUGAGCCAUGCGACUGCCAACAGCACCAGCACCUCCUCUGCACCAACCGAGGCCUGCGCUCGGUACCCAAGACUGCUGAGCCCCAGGAUAUCCUCACCUACAGCCUCGGGGGCAACUUCAUCGCCAACAUCACUGCCUUCGACUUCCACCGCCUGGCAGGACUCCAGCGCCUAGACCUGCAGUACAACAGGAUCCGCUCACUGCAUCCAAAGGCCUUUGAGCGCCUGGGUCGGUUGGAGGAGCUCUACCUGGGCAACAACCUCCUGCCAGCACUGGCCCCCGGCACCCUCAGCACCCUGGCCAAGCUGCGCAUCCUCUACGUGAAUGCCAACGAGAUUGUCCGCCUCAGUGCUGCUUCCUUUGCCGGCCUCAGCAGCCUUGUCAAGCUGCGCCUGGAUGGCAAUGAGCUGGGCUCACUGGGUGACUCUACUUUCUCAGAUCUGCCAAACUUACUCUACCUGCACCUGGAAUCCAACCGCAUCCGCUGGCUGAGCCGUGGCGCCUUCACUGGCCUGGCUAAGCUGCGCUUCCUCGACCUCUCAGGGAACAAGCAGAGCUCCCUUCGCCAUCCAGACAUCUUUGGGCCACUGCGCUCCCUCCACACUCUCUUGCUGUCAAGCAACAGCCUGCAGCAGCUGACAGGGGGGCUCUUCCAGCACCUGCCCAGCUUGGCAAAGCUCUCACUCAGUGGCAACAAACUGGCUCACCUUGCCCCGGAUGCCUUCAUGGGGCUGAGUUCACUGAAGGAGCUACGCCUGGAGAGAAACCUGCUGAGCCACCUGCCUGCUGCCCUGCUGGAACCACUGAGCAGCCUCGAAGUGCUAGAUCUGAGCCGCAAUGUGCUGACUACCUUGCACCCCACCACCUUCAGCCGCCUCAGCGGCUUGAGAGAGCUCAGCCUGCGGGAGAACGCGCUGGCGACCCUCCCCGGUGAGCUCUUUGCCUCCAGCCCGACUCUCUACCGCCUGGAGCUGGAAGGGAACGCAUGGAGCUGCGACUGCCGCCUCCGCGGCCUCAAGCACUGGCUGGGCUCCUGGCACUCCCAGGGCCGCCUGCUCACUGUCUUCGUGCAGUGCCGCCUGCCGCCCACACUGGCGGGCAAAUACCUCGACUACCUGCAGGACGCCCAGCUACCGCCGCCGGAAGAUGGCGGUGCCUGCCACGACAGUGCCUUCCCAUCCUCCGCGUCCCCGCCGCCGGCGGCUGAGGUGCAGCGCCGGCCACCGACGGCCGCCGACGCGCUCGGCAGCAACAGCAGCGGCGGCGGCGCAGGGCUGCCCCGCGGGCCGCCACCGGCUGCCUCUACCGCCCGCCUGCUGGGGGCGCCCGAGGGCGCGGCGGCGGCGCCGAGGGCCGCGGCGGAGGCGUCCAGUCCCACGCCGUCGGUGGCCGUGCCGCCCAGCGCGGCGUGGCCUCGGCGGGCAGGCAAGGCCCGCUCGGCGCCGGCCGCCGGGGUCCUGCCGCUGGUGUCUGACCCGUGCGACUUCAACAAAUUAUUCCUCUGCAACCUGUCGGUGGAGGCGGUGGGCUCCAGCUCGGUGACAGUACGGUGGGCCGUGCGGCCGCACCGCAUCCCCCGCCUGCUAGGGCCGGCACGGUUCCGACUCCUCUUCGACCGCUUUGGCGCCGCUGUCAAGUUCCAGCGCUUCGUUUACUUGCCGGAGCGCGGAGAGCUGGUCGCCACCCUGCGGGAGCUUCGCCCGGACACCCCCUACCUCGUAUGCAUCGAGGGCGUCCUCGGCGGCCGCGUGUGCCCGGUGGCGCCGCGGGAUCACUGUGCCGGGCUGGUCACCCUGCCCGACAGCAGCUCGGCGGCGGCGGCAGGCGGGCCCCGGGGGCCCGAUCAGCAGCUCCUCACCCUGGUGCUGCUGGCAGUGAACGCCCUGCUGCUUUUUGCGGCGCUGGCCGCCUGGGGCUCCCGCCUGCUGCGGAAGAAGGUGCUAGGGCGGCGGCGGCGGAAGGCGGCCCCUGUCCACGUUCGGCAGCUCUACUCCACUCGCCGGCCGCUCCGCUCUAUGGGCACCGGCGUCUCUAAUGACUUCUCAGGCUUCCAGUCCCACCGCCCCCCCCGCGGUGCCGCCUGCGCCCUCAGCGAGGCCGACCUCAUCGAGUUUCCCUGUGAGCGCUUCAUAGACAGCGGCGGCGGCAGCAGCCGCCACGGCGAUGACCAUCUCCUGCAGCGGUUCACCGACUGAGGCCGCCAAGCUACGGCUCCCGGCAGGCCCUGUGCAGGUGGUGGGUGCUCCAUGCUUCAGUGCCAUGAGGUCCGCCGCUGCGAGCUGUAGUCAGCGUGGCCAGGGGAGGUGGCUGCUGGGCUGUGAAGGGAUGGCGCGGGCCCCGAGGGGUUGCUGCUUCCAAGGGGGAGAGCUGUGAUACGGUCGCUGCUUCCAGCUACCCUUAUUGCAGCCUAAGGCUGAUGCCCUCUGUGAGAUGGGCUUAGGCACUUCUGCUGAGACGUCAGCGUUUUCUCAGAAUCGUCACUAACACAACCCAAGCAAAUGCCCCAUCUCUGCUGGUAAUCAUUCCAUACCAUGAGGAGAGCAACCGCGGGAACUACUGUGGAAUACACAAAGCCGGAGCCAUACAUUUCAGUGUAGUGUUUUACAGGUGUUUUUUCUCAGAUUGUUUUGGGGAACGAGUUUGAGUGUCUUGGCUCCCUGUGAGGACACUUAAACAGACCUUUCCAAGGCACCAGCUCUUCCAAUGGAAAAAUUUGGACUGAGGACCAGCUUUUAAUUUUACUGGUGAACGGUGAGGAACCGAUGAGUCUUCUGAAGGGCUCGAAGUGGAUGUGCUGUGCUGGACAGUUUGAAGGUUGUGUCAUUGUAACUCAAACGGAAUGUGAGGCAAUCUAACGAGUGCAAGUAUGUUUUCAUAAUUUUUUGUAAACGGGAAACAAUAAUGCAGCUGGUUAGUUUUACAGGAAUUUGUUGCUAACACCACUAGGAAAAACUAACAGUUUUGUAAUAUGUUUACAAACGAGGCUUUUUUUUCAAUUGUUAUUGAAUAAAGUGCUUGGUACUUGUACACAUUAAUGUGUGCUGUAGUUGUCUGGGUCCAUGAUGGUCAGUAGAGCACUGACCCUCACAUAAUCCAUCCUCCUUUCUAAAUGGGUGGAUGCAGAGGUGAACUGUUGAUGGAUAAACAACGUUUGUGCCUUUCUUCAGAAACAAUAAUAGGUGAGAAUAUUUCAGGAAUGUGAAACAGUCUUUAUCCUAAUGGGCAAAUCUAUCUUGGCCUUAGCCUGCUAAAGUUAGAAGCUUUAUGUACCUCACUGUGAAAUAAAACCAUGUUUUGUAUAUUAAUCGAGAAUUCUGUGUUUUGUGUAGCUGAGUGAGUAAUGCUAAACUUAAACCCUUGUGCAGUAGUAUAUGAUGAGUUAGUUUUGGUUUGGUCUGUUUGGUUGGGGGGGUUUUAUUUGAUUUUUACUGUUGUUUGUAGAGCAAUGUUAAUUUUGUGAUCAGUUGCUCUCUUACUUUUCUUGGACUUUUUGACUUUCCUAAAUAUUUACAGAACGUGGUUCUGUUGCUACAAAAUAUGGUGGUUUAGUUUACAUUAAUAAUUCUUUGUGUAGUCUAGAAAUAAGCUAAUGUAAAAGGUCUAAACAGGGGUUACACUUUAAAUGCAAAUGUUUCAGAGGGAGUUUGGUAAAUUUUGUUGAGACCAUUGAUGCUACUUCUGCUCCUCUGAAUUUAAUGUGCAACCUCAGAUGAACUCUUGUGAAAUUGAAUAGCUUGGAAGGAAGUGUUAGUGGACUGUGGAGACAUUCGUCUCCAUGUCAUGCAUUCAUUGCUGACCUGAGGUGUUCGUGACUACAAGUUUUUUAUUACCAUAAUUGCAUGCAAGCAAUUUGGGAGGUUUUCUUCUGGUUUCCUUUUUUUGUCCUUUCCUUUUUUUCCCCUUUUUUCAGAUGAACAAGUGUUUACAAAAGACACCAUAGUAACUGGUACCUUCAGCUGGAGUUCACGGACUGAAUGGAGAGAAAAGACUUUAUGUUCUGAAGGAAUUUUGUUCAGUCUUCAAGUGGGAGGAGAAAGUGUAGAGAUUGUUUGCCUUAAUCUCUACCAUUUAAAUGGAGAAAAAAAUGUCUUGAUUCUUGCAUCAGUAGCAAAAAAGCCCUUUGGGAUUUCAUUCUGACAGGCAGUGGUUAUGAAAUGAGUAUCAGGGGCCAGGCUCAGCUGUCAGUGGCACAAUGUUGGAUGCAGUUAAAACUGAAAGAAUCCAGGAUCA